CGUGCUAACUUACAGAAUGCGUUAUCGCUAAAUGUUGCCUGCGCAUGGAGCUAGCUUCGUAUGUCAACAUAACUGCGCGCAGCAUGUACGUCUGGCUAACUAUUUUAGCGGGGUUGGCUGUUUUGCCAGCAAUACUGAAACCGUUCUUCCCCUAUUUUUUUCAGGAUCUUAGGUACAUUCUUAAAACGAUUCGAUUUGGAAUCAGGCUUACCAAAUACAAAAGAGGGAAACCCCUCUAUAGCAUUCUGGAUUGUUUUUUGGAUGCUGUGAAGAAACAUCCAAAUAAGAUCUUCAUUCACUUUGAAGGAAAGUCGUACACUUAUCUGGAGGUUGACAAACAGAGCAAUAAAGUAGCCAAUGCUUUACGGACUUAUGCCUCGCUCAAAGAAGGGGAUACUGUCGCCUUGUUCUUGGGGAAUGAGCCUUGUUAUGCAUGGACAUGGCUGGGCCUGGCCAAACUUGGCUGCCCUGUGGCCCUUCUCAACUACAACAUAAGGGCGAAAUCACUGCUGCACUGUUUCUCCUGUUCAGGAGCCAAAGUUCUAAUCGCGGCUGCAGAGCUGCGGUCAGCAGUGGAGGACGUGUUGCCAGUGUUGAAGGAGCAGGGCAUAUCCGUGUACCUGCUGUCCGACGAGAAGGGCACCACAGAUGGCAUCAGCUGCAUCUCCGAGGCGAUUAGCCAGGCACCAGAGACACCUAUCCCACGCUCGCUUCGUGCCAACGUGGGCAUCAGGAGCAUCGCCCUCUACAUCUACACCUCAGGCACUACAGGUCUUCCCAAGGCUGCACUAGUGACCCAUGAGAGGGUGUGGGCGGCCUCCUUCGUCCAGGCCAUGUCUGGGGUGACCAGCACAGACGUCUUCUACAUCAACCUGCCGCUCUACCACAGCGCAGGCUUUCUCAUCGGCCUCGCCGGCUCCAUCGAGAGAGGCAUCACUGUGGUUCUCCGGAGGAAGUUCUCGGCCUCGCAGUUCUGGGAGGACUGCAGGAAGCACGAUGUGACCGUGAUGCAGUACAUCGGGGAGACGCUACGGUACCUCUGUAACACCCCACAGAAAGACAACGAGAAAAAUCACAAGGUGCGGAUCGCUAUUGGCAACGGUGUGCGCACUGACGUCUGGAACGAGUUCCUGCAGCGCUUCGGCAACAUCUACGUGCGUGAGCUGUACGCUGCCACCGAGGGAAACGUCGGCUUCAUCAACUACACCACCAAGGUCGGCGUGGUGGGACGCGUCAACUUCCUGCACAAGCGGAUCUUCCCGUACUCGCUGAUCAAGUUCGACGCAGACAAGGAGGAGCCUGUACGCAACGCUGAGGGGCUCUGUGUGAAAGCCGCCAAAGGCGAGACAGGGCUGCUGGUGGGGAGGAUAACGAAACACUCUCCGUUCGUGGGCUACGCUGGGAACAAGCAGCAGACGGAGAAGAAGCGUCUGCAGGACGUGUUUGUUAAAGGAGACCUGUACUUCAACAGCGGAGACCUCCUCAAGAUCGACCACCACAACUUCGUCUACUUCCAGGACCGCGUGGGCGACACUUUCAGGUGGAAGGGGGAGAAUGUGGCUACGACGGAGGUAGCCGACAUCCUGAGCACGGUGGACUGCAUCGAUGAGGCCAACGUCUAUGGUGUCAAAGUGCCAGGUCAUGAGGGCAGGAUCGGGAUGGCUGCCAUCACGUUACAGGAAGGGAAGGAGUUUGAUUGUGUCGACACCUGUCGUCACGUGGCCAACUACCUGCCUGUUUACGCCAGGCCGCGCUUCAUACGCAUCCAGAGCUGUCUGGAGAUGACUGGAACCUUCAAGAUGAAGAAAGUGAAGCUGGUGGAGGAGGGCUUUGACCCCGGGGUCAUUCAGGACGACCUUUACUUCCUGCACCUGGAAGAGAAGAAGUACGUGCCGCUCACCAGUCAGAUCUACGACUCGAUCCUGGCCAGAGAGAUCAAGCUGUAGCCAGUGGAGAGAGGUGGACUGUGGCUGAAGCAGCACCGUAGCGGUUCUUGUUCUUCGGGUUCUGUAUUUCCAGGAAUUAACACAGAUAGCCUUAUGACUAAUCUCAGGGAGGAUUUGUACAUUAAUCACACGUAGAGUAGAGCUAAAGCAGCUGUUCAGCGGUCCACGUCCUUCAGACACAGUACGCAGCCCAGCAGACUGGAACGUGUUCUCAGGCAGACGCUCCACUACGGUACGUCUGACGUCUAACCGAUACUGUUCUAAAUGGAAGAACCGAUACGGUUCUAAAUGGAAAAAUGUAAUUUCUACAGAAUAAUAAAUUACUAAUAAAAGCAA
Messenger RNA from Alosa alosa (allis shad), 2282 nucleotides. RefSeq names its product very long-chain acyl-CoA synthetase-like. NCBI's taxonomy places the organism in Eukaryota, Metazoa, Chordata, Actinopteri, Clupeiformes, Clupeidae. Bases 45 to 1946 code for a protein of 633 amino acids. Gene Ontology annotation, molecular function: long-chain fatty acid-CoA ligase activity; long-chain fatty acid transmembrane transporter activity. The record is from RefSeq and is a predicted model, not a curated record. The transcript is spliced from 10 exons.